UUUUGUUUCUUCUGAGCUGCUCACCCACAAACAAAGACGCAGCUGUCACUUUUUUCAUUCAUCCGAACGUUGUGCGACGGUCGGCACAAACACAAACGACCCCUUUGCUGUUGUAAACAUCCGCCGAGUCGCGAAUAUAGUAAUCGGUCGUCCGUCGGAAUCGGAAUCAGUAGUGGAUCGCCGAGAAUCACGAAGACCAAUCGUCAUCGUCGUCCGUCACAUAAAAACCGGGAGAGUGCCAUCACUGUGCUACUGACUGCUGACUCGUCUGCUCUGGGUCUGGCUGGUGUAAAAGUAAAGACGACACUGCUGGUCCGAUCGGUUGUUGGUCCGUCGUAGCUGCGUUCCGUCACCGCAACAGAACGAGGAAGGUGGUGCGGGACUUUUCUUUUUCCGCGACGGAUUGUGCAGCCAGCAGCACAUUCCGAGAGUGUCGUCGGUUCUUCGUUUCUGGCCAGUAGUGGCCGCGCCGCUGGUGUAACAUAUUGGAUUGUCAGUGCGACGACGGUGAGAAACUUAUGACCAGUUUGGGAACAAAGUCGUCGCCUCCGAGGGUCGUUGUGUGUUUGCAGAAGAAGAGAGUUUUUUCUCGAGUGUCAAGAGCCGCCGUGGAGCUAUCCGCUUGCUUGUAACUACUUGGAGUGGAGAAGGUUUACCUUGGAAGAAUAGUGAAGUUUUGUUUCUCUGUUUGUUUGGUCGUCGCCCGUCGCCGCCAGCCGCCGCCGAGAACGAAGAGAACCGGGGUCGUCGGCAGAAAAAUCUUAUUGUUUUCUCAAGUGGUGCUUUAUCAUAAAUUCUCGGAAAGAAAACCGUAGGGCUGUGUUGUGUGUGGGAUCGAAGUGCGGAGGGGUGCUGCGGGGGAAAAGACGCAAGGCGGGAGGAGCUUUAUGACCAUUCUAGGCCCCAGUCCGCAGCGCAGCAGUGGAAUCCGCUUACAUAGUAGCUGAGCGGCGUCGUCGGAGAGCUUCUACAAAGUUACACUCGGAGACGCCUCUGCCGACUGAAGCCUGAUUGUGGAGCUGCCUGCUGGAGGACGGGGCGCGAAACGAAGAAGGGUUCUGUGUGAUAGCACACACGGAAUCAAAUCAGUUCUACCCACCCAGAGAGCAACGGGAAGAAGCUCUCGCUUCCGAAAGCCGAGGCCGGGGCGGGCAAUAUCGCACCAAACAACCAACAGUCGUCAGUGCAGUGUUCUUCAAAGCAGAAGCAUCAUUUGAGCUUCGGAAGCGAGCAGCACCAGCCAGCAGCGAAUUGGCAGUUCCAGUUAUAUCAACAAAGCGGCCCGGCAGCCCCGCGCGUCACUUCGUCGCUGGGAGAUUUCUGCUUGGAAGCAUGUGCUAAUAGAUUUAACACUCGCGCGCUCGCCGCUGCCACCGCGCGCUGCGCUGCUGGAAGAGUGUAAUUUUGAGUUUUGAGUCGUCGUCGUGUCAGUGCGGCUGAGAGCGCGGUACGCUACGCACGUGGUUUUUCGUUUAUUUCGGAUUGGGUCAGGUCCGUUGGGGAUGGAGUGCGAAGCCGGUCGUCGCGCUAUUAGAACACCCGUUAAUCGCAUUCAUUACAAGUGGUACUGUGGCUGCUGCUAAGCAGUGAAGAAGGUUCAGUGGAAGAAGAAGAAAUAGAAGAAAAGUGUUCUGGUUUAGUUCAAUUUCCCAAAAUUUUGAAGUGAAUCUAAUCUGGAAUCAAGAAGUGUGGGAUACAGUGAACCACAAGUAAGAAGAGAAGAAGAGUUCGCACAAGUUUGGGGGUCUUCGCGACCAAAUGGAGGUUCCUUGGGGAAAUCCACGGCAGUCUGAUCAUCAUUCCACAGCGAGCAACAAUUGCAAACCAAUCGUCGCAGUUCCCCCUAAUCAUCGUUGUCUGCGGCAUCGUCGUCGUCGGAUGAGCAAAUAUCAAAACGAGAACGUUAAUGAAUGUACACAGCAAAAAGUAGUCAAUGAACUUUGGAGAACUGGCACAUCAGUAAACUAGGAGAAUUUAUUGAUUCCCGGUACAAUCACACAUAUCUCCUCUUGGUCGUCGUCGGUGAGCAGCGCAAGCAAACGGCACAAACAAGCUCGCGCAACAACCAGUAACCAGAGUAGUUAAACCAUAAAACACAAAAAAAAGAAACAACCAAAGACUGCGAAUCCCCCCAAGGCGGCCUGUAGUACCGCGUAGAUAUAGAACAACAACGUAGCACAAUGCGAUACAUGAUGCGCAACCGGAAGCUGCUGGUGGCGGCCUGUUUCGGCUGUGCCCUUCUGCUGAUCCUGCUGCUGAAGGAUUCGGAACUGGGAGCGAGGUGUUUACGGGGGGCGGCAUCCACCGGAGCAAUGAUAAGGGGCGAAACGGGUCCCGAAGGGGGCGAAAGAGGAGCAGGUGAUGGCGAGAGGGGAGACAGAAACUAUCGCUACCAUCGGAAUAUGCCGCUGAUUUUCAUCGGGGGAGUGCCCCGUUCGGGGACGACCCUGAUGAGGGCGAUGCUGGAUGCACAUCCGGAAGUGAGAUGUGGCCAGGAAACUCGUGUCAUUCCGCGAAUACUGCAGCUCCGGUCCCACUGGAUGAAGUCGGAGAAGGAAUCGGUCCGGCUGGUGGAGGCCGGAAUUACCAAGGAGGUGCUCAAUGGGGCGAUCGCACAGUUCUGCUUGGAGAUCAUCGCCAAGCAUGGGGAUCCGGCGCCUCGGUUGUGCAACAAGGAUCCACUGACGCUCAAGAUGGGCACGUACGUGAUCGAGCUGUUCCCGGAGGCUAAAUUCCUCUUCAUGGUGCGGGACGGUCGCGCAACGGUACAUUCCAUCAUCUCUCGUAAGGUCACCAUCACCGGAUUCGACCUGUCGAACUACCGGCAGUGUAUGACCAAGUGGAACCAGGCGAUCCAAACCAUGCACGACCAGUGCAAGGAGAUCGGCAAGGAACGCUGCAUGAUGGUGUACUACGAACAGCUGGUCCUCCAUCCGGAGGAGUGGAUGCGAAAGAUCCUGCACUUCCUGGACAUUCCCUGGAACGACUCGGUGCUGCACCACGAGGAGUUCAUCAACAAGGAGAACGGGGUGGCGCUGUCCAAGGUGGAACGAUCGUCCGAUCAGGUGAUCAAGCCGGUCAACCUGGAGGCGCUCUCAAAGUGGGUGGAUCACAUACCGGAGGAUGUGGUCCGGGAUAUGGCAGAGAUCGCACCGAUGCUGUCGGUGCUGGGGUACGAUCCGUACGCCAAUCCACCGGACUACGGCAAGCCGGACUCGUACGUGCAGGAGAAUACUUACAAGGUCCAGGCGAAUCCGCAAAUGUGGGAACACAAGGUGAAGGAGCUACUUAAUCGGGACGAAAACCCACCACCCAAAGCGAACAACAACAACAACAACAACAACAACAACAACAACAACGAGGACGAAGAUGACUAUGGCAAUAAUAAGGAACGUAAAACGUGAUAUUAGAAAAUUUUAGCAUACUUUUCAAUCAAUCAACCAGCGCAACCAGCGACCCUCUAUUCUUAGGGGACAAGUAUCGGACAAAAUCUGGUUCGAGUCCGGCUGCUGAGUGUUGUUCCAGAGCACAACGAGAUGUUAUAGCGCAACUGUGUGCAAACAGAAAUGAGCGAGCUUUUUUAGUUAAAUUUGUUAAUUCCUAUUAGUUUUGUGCGUACAAUCGUGACAUAGAUUUUUUUUAAAGCUGAACCAUCAUCGCAUCGCCAAAGCUGCCACCGUCGUCACCACCGUCGCUGUCUAGUACAUAAAACAAAGAAUACAAGCUAUGGGCAACGAUGCGAUUUAUGUGUCGAUAAGCGAAUCAUCAGCAAGAAAAGCACUUUUUAAAGAAAUCAAGACAAACCAAGCUAAUCGUAGACAGCAAACUAAUAUAAAUUAUUAUUUUACAAAAAAAAAUCAACGUACAAGCAAAUCCUGUACUCGAUACGUUCAGCGUAUCGAACGAAUGCAACCAAAACUGUGACUAGGUGUGUUUGUUGUGUAAAUAAUAGUUGUGUAAUGUAUGGUAAAUGAAUGCCGCGCCAGGGUUGCACAUAACUAAUAAUAAUUGUAGAACAAGUCGGAGAAAAAAUGGCCAGAAACGAAGUUUUUAAAUGUGUAUAAAAAAGAGGAAACAGAAAAUCAAAUAAACGAAAAACAAUGCGAUUCAA
Molecule: messenger RNA, 4111 nt
Organism: Aedes albopictus (Asian tiger mosquito)
Lineage: Eukaryota; Metazoa; Arthropoda; Insecta; Diptera; Culicidae
Gene: Tpst
Product: protein-tyrosine sulfotransferase
Exons: 7
Coding region: 2181-3404 (407 amino acids)
Biological process (GO): peptidyl-tyrosine sulfation
Cellular component (GO): Golgi apparatus
Molecular function (GO): protein-tyrosine sulfotransferase activity
Source: RefSeq, a predicted model, not a curated record